CACACACACAAAUGCUGUGGCGAGGCAGACGCUCAGCAGCAGGAUGGAUCCUGACUACUAAAGAGAAGCGGAGAGCGAGGAGGGGGGCAGCCAGCUUGCAAAAGAGAGAGAAAGGAAAGCAGCAGCAGAGGUACAUAAAUUCUUAUUUCCAGAUCUGGAAGAAAGAGGCAUUCGCCGUCUGGGCAUUUCCAGAACAUCAAGAGGCAGUGCCGCGUAUCCAGCAGAGACGAGGAACCCGGUGAAGCGGAGAACCCCGGCUGUCAAACAGAGAGGUGGGCUGGGAGGGGGUCUAUGACCCUUGAUUUUCACCAGGGGAGUGGCACGGGGGGACGUAGCCAGCGACAAGCAUCAAACGGACGAUUCCGGUAGUCUUGCCAUUCACGAAUUUAUUCCAUGCCAUUGUCAUAGCGAUGUAAAGCCAUUCUCUGUGACUGGAGGAGGCAGGCUCCAAUCAGCUGCUGCAGCACAUAUGCUCCUCAAGCAAAACCUUUCUGUUGCAUUCUCAUUUCCACACUUUCUCUUUUCCAUCAGUGUAUUUUGAUUUGCCUUUCUCUUCACGCUUGUUGUUGUUGUUCUUCCAAAACGACAUCUGGACGUCAUCUGUGUUUUCACGUGACUUGGUCUUUUUGGAACUGUCAUCAGUUUUGGUUCUGCAUGGAAUAACAACUGCUUCAGAGAUCGGAGGAAAGGUUAAAGAGGGGCUACGCCAAGUCAGUGUGGAUUAUGGGAAGCUGCCACUAACUAGAAAGCUCCUUGAGAAAUUGUAAGGAUUGUUUGUCCUCGCUUCGAGCUGUUGUUUUCUUGCACACUUUAAAGUAAGAGUUUUUUUCUUUAUCCCAAGCAUUAAAAGGAUACGACCCGCAAAUGACAGCCAUGAAGGGAGACUCGGAAGACAGCAUUGAGAGUACCAAGCCAUCCAAUCUCCAAACAUUUGCCAACAGUUCCACAUUACAUGGCAUGAGCCACAUUUUCGCCUACGGGCACAUGACUUUCCGUCGUUUUCUCUGGACGUUGUCGUUUUUGGGCUCCUUGGGGCUGCUGUUGUUCGUCUGCAUGGACCGAGUUUACUACUACUUUGAGUUUCCCCAUGUCACCAAACUUGACGAGGUUGCAGCGCCCAAUCUCACCUUUCCAGCCAUUACCUUCUGCAACCUCAAUGAGUUUCGCUUCUCGAAGAUCACAAAAAAUGAUCUGUACCACGUCGGAGAGUUGCUGGCUCUUCUCAACGACAAGCAUCAGAUAGCUAACCCACAUCUGGCCGAGCCUGACGUCCUCGCUAUGCUGAUGGAGAAGGCUAAUUUUGUCAACUUCAAACCCAAGUCGUUCAACAUGACGGAUUUCUACAACCGUACGGGUCAUGAUAUCAGUGACAUGCUCUUACAGUGUACCUUUAGAGGGGAUCCAUGCUUGCCUCAAAACUUCUCAACAAUUUACACUAGAUAUGGGAAAUGCUACACGUUCAACUCGGGUCUGGAUGGAAACCCCUUACUGACGACUUUAAAAGGCGGAACGGGGAACGGGCUGGAAAUUAUGUUGGAUAUUCAACAGGAUGAGUAUCUGCCUGUGUGGGGCGACACAGAUGAAACGUCGUAUGAAGCUGGCAUCAAAGUUCAAAUCCACAGCCAGGAUGAGCCGCCCUUCAUAGAUCAACUGGGGUUCGGUGUGGCGCCUGGUUUCCAAACCUUCGUGUCCUGUCAGCAGCAACUGCUCCAGUAUCUUCCACCUCCGUGGGGCGACUGCAGAUCCUCCGCCAUGGAAUCGGAGUAUUUCUCCACCUACAGUAUCACAGGCUGUCGCAUCGAUUGCGAGACUCGUUACCUGCUAGAAAACUGCAACUGCAGGAUGGUGCAUAUGCCAGGCACGUCUACGGUCUGCACACCAGAGCAGUAUAAAGACUGUGCUGAUCCUGCUUUAGAUUUUCUGGUGGAGAAGGACAACAAUUAUUGUGUUUGUGACACACCCUGCAACAUGACGCGUUACGGUAAAGAGCUUUCCAUGGUGAAAAUACCCAGCAAGGCCUCCGCCAAGUAUCUCGCCAAGAAGUUCAACAAAACAGAACAGUAUAUCGGGGACAACAUAUUAGUGCUGGAUAUCUUCUUUGAGGCUCUGAACUAUGAGAAAAUCGAACAGAAAAAAGCAUAUGAAGUUGCUGGAUUACUUGGUGAUAUCGGUGGACAGAUGGGUCUGUUUAUAGGGGCCAGCGUCUUGACAAUACUGGAGAUAUUUGAUUACUUGUAUGAGGUUUUUAAGGACAAAGUCCUGGGUUAUUUUCUGCGUAAGAGACGGCCGCAUCGGAGCGCGAGUGAUAAUCUGGAUUUCCCCGAGAUUUCCACCAGCCCUGGUGUCACGCCUAACCAUGCCCCCAGCUUGCAAGAUGGAGAUGAUGUUUUGCACAAGUUCAGAGCACAUGUGACACACUCCGGAGUCACUCGGACAGUCUUGGAUUCGCGCCGAACGUCCUACCUAGUCACCCGGCUAUAGGCAACUUCGAGGAAUUCGCUUGUUGAUGACGCAAAAGGCGCGACCCGUUUGGGAUUCGACGGAAAACUGUGAAAUAUCUGAUAGACUCCAAACCAAGUGUAAGUCCACGAAAAUGUACAUGUUAAUGGUAAAAAACUCCUGAAUAGAAAAUGUUAUAACAAAUCAUCAUAGUAACACAAGUACAAAUAGGUAACACUUCCAAAACAAAACUCAGGUUUUAUUAACAUUACAGCCACUGUUUGUUCGAAAUGUGAUUAUCCUGGUAAAAAUCAUACAAUUUUCUUUCAAACAAUUAUAAAACGUACAAAUGCUGUUAUGUCAUUCAGAAAGGUAUUUUGUGCAGCCUGAUCUCAUGAGAAUUCGUACGUAUUUUACGAGUUGGCGAAUUCGUACGACGUGAAUCGUACGUUGAGAAUUCGUACGUAUUUUAUGAGUUGGCGAAUUCGUACGACGUGAAUCGUACGUUUCCGUACGACGCGAAUCGUUCGUACGUUUCCGUACGACGCGAAUCGUUCGUACGUUUCCGUACGACGCGAAUCGUUCGUACGUUUCCGUACGACGCGAAUCGUUCGUACGUUUCCGUACGACGCGAAUCGUUCGUACGUUUCCGUACGACGCGAAUCGUUCGUACGUUUCCGUACGACGCGAAUCGUUCGUACGUUUCCGUACGACGUGAAUCGUACAAAAACGUACGAAUAGCAUAAAAACAAUAACGAAACUCUGCCCCUAAGCCCAACACCACAGGGGCAAAAGCAAAUCGUACAAAAAUGUACAAGUGUGAUCGUACGAAUGAGCCGCCUCAUAAAACUGGUGCGAAUUGCCAUAAGAUAACGGUGAUUUUGUGAUGUAAUUGAAUACUGUAUGAACACUGUGGGCCUAAUUUCAUCAAGCCGCCUUAAAUCUCAAAAAAAGAAAGCAUUUUAAUAUUGUGCACAAUUGUUCGAUUCAGUUCAGUUUAAUUCGGCCAAGGUGCAAAAUUACUUUGGCACUUUUUUGUACAAUAACUAUCAGAGCUUUAACUGAGAAAUUGCUGCGGUUUGACUGAAUUUAGCCCCUUGAUUGUAAUAGACAACGUGUAAUCAUUUAGAUUGUUUGUCUUUGUUCAUAUUUUGUGUAUAUACAGUAAGUGCAAUAAUAUGCAUAAUGUGUUAACGAAAACCAUAUAUUACCUUAAUUAUUAGCUGUCAGGUAAACAAAGGAACAAAACGCUUUCGAUACAACCUAAGUUACCAGCAAUUUGCUUUUCUUAGUGUUUCAACAUCCACUAGACGGUGUCAGGUUGAAACGUUGUUAAAUAAUAUUUAGAUAUACAGAUCAUCUGUUUUAUAAGUGUAAUGUUCAAAUUAAAGCUUCACUGUCAGAUCCAAAGCUAAAAUUAUCCAAACUCAUAUACAUGCGUAGAAUGCAAUGAAUGAAUCUGUUAAGUAGUUGCUGGGGUUUAAUGAGAGCUAAUUCAUUAUUUCAAGUGGCAAAGACUGUAAACAACAACACGUUGAUGUGAAAAUUAAAUCAACUCUAAGAAAUCGCAUACUCAUAUUAGCAUAGCUUGAGCUGCUCAUUCUGCCAGAUGUGUUUUUAUUUUAGGUGGUGCUUUACAAUUCGGUGUAAAGCAGAUUUUUGGAAAUUUCAGGAAGGUCGAUACAUAACGUGAGCAUUACUUGUUUUAUUUCCAUUUUAUGUACGGAUGCGCCUGUAAGUUAAGGUGAUAAAGGUGUCUUCCCUGUCUCGCAUGAACCUGCUGACCGCACAACACGCAGUGGCCUCAAAACAUAUGUAAAACAUUCACUAUGUCACAAUAUAUGAAUGAAUGUUAUGGUGGUAAAACUUUACAAUAAGGUUGUAUUUGUUAACAUUUGUAAAUGCAUCAGCUAACAUGAACUUAAUGGUUUUUUUAUGGAUUUUGUUUUUGUUUGUUUGUUGAUCACAAAGUACAAAGUAGAUGUGGAAAACUAGGAUUUCGUGUGUAUUCAAAGUGCCGCCAUUGUUGUUUACAACUUUUUUGAAUGGUGCGCUGUGAUUGGUUAAGUGGAUUUAUUGCAUUUUGCAGAGAGGGCGGACUGGUGUUUGUCGAGGUUUGGAAAAAUUUGGUGUUAUUGACAGAAUAACACAGCGGGUACCGGAUUUUGUGUAAAAUGAAGAAUUUACUUUUUAAUACUAACCUGAUUUAUCACGUUUUGGAACCUAACUUUUCAAAUACAACCUUAUUGUAAAGUGUUACUGUUGCAUUAGAUGAUAAAAUAUCAAAGUGGCAUCUAUUUUAAAGAAAGUUAGCACAAGCACAUUUUUCAAGCAAAAUAUUUCACAAAAAGACGUUUUGUGGCUUCAUAAGGGGCAAUUCACAUAUCGCGUCUUUUGCGCGCUCAAGUUCGUUAUUUGAAAUGUAGGCACGCAGUAUGCACGCUUAUAAUGAAAGCGACAUGCUCGCAACACGCACGCAGUUCGAUACGCUCGUUUUUUCUAGAUGCGUCAGCACCGCAUCGAGUUAAAAACAUUUCAACUUUCUAGAAUGCCGCAAGCGCACCGCAGGUCAUGUGACAAGAACCAACAGACGCGAAACGUGAACCGCCCCUAAAACUAGCUGUAGGGUAAUGCUAGUGGAUCAUGUUCGUACUUAACUAUGUAGUUAACACUUCCUCUAAAAUUGAAUUUGACGCCAUUUGGUUAAAAGCUACUACAAGAAUGAAAUGUAGUUGUAAUUAGGUUAGCACAAUGAGUCAAAUUCCCAUCCGAUUAUUUUCGCACGUUAAAAAAUAAAUACAACCUCACGUUGUGUCAAACAAAUGUACACGCUGCCCCUGAAACAUUAGUCAAAUUCAGAUCGUGUUCAAAUUGUUUUCGCAUUUUUCACACCGUAGCAAACAUUUUAAGAGGAGCCACCAUACUCCAUUUGUAUUGUUCAUAAGGGGCAAUUCACAUAUCGCGUCUUUUGUGCGCUCAAGUUCGUUAUUUCAAAUGUAGGCACGCAGUAUGCACGCUUAUAAUGAAAGCGACGUGCUCGCAACACGCGCGUCCGCACCGCAUCGAGUUAAAAACAUUUCAACUUUCUAGAAUGCCGCAAGCGCACCGCAGGUCAUGUGACAAGAACCAACAGACGGUCGUGUUUUCCGCGCGGAUUUAGACGCGAAACGUGAACCGCCCCUAAAACUAGCUGUAGGGUAAUGCUAGUGGAUCAUGUACGUAGUUAACACUUCCUCAAAUAUUGAAUUUGACGCCAUUUGGUAAAAAGCAACUACAAGAAUGAAAUGUAGUUGUAAUUAGGUUAGCACAGUGAGUCCAAAAUUCCCAUCCGAUUAUUUUCGCACGUUAAAAAAUAAAUAAAACCUCACGUUGUGUCAAACAAAUGUACACACUGCCCCUGAAACAUUAGUCAAAUUCAGAUCGUGUUCAAAUUGUUUUCGCAUUUUUCACACCGUAGCAAACAUUUUAAGAGGAGCCACCAUACUCCAUUUGUAUUGUUCAUAAGGGGCAAUUCACAUAUCGCGUCUUUUGUGCGCUCAAGUUCAUUAUUUCAAAUGUAGGCACGCAGUAUGCACGCUUAUAAUGAAAGCGACGUGCUUGCAACACGCGUGUCCGCACCGCAUCGAGUUAAAAACAUUUCUACUUUCUAGAAUGCCGCAAGCGCACCGCAGGUCAUGUGACAAGAACCAACAGACCGUCGUGUUUUACGCGCGGAUUUAGCCGUGAAACGUGAACCGUAAAACUAGCUGUAGGGUAAUAGUAGUGGAUCAUGUACGUAGUUAACACUUCCUCUAAAAUGUAAUUUGACGCCAUUUGGUUAAAAGCUACUACAAGAAUGAAAUGUAGUUGUAAUUAGGUUAGCACAAUGAGUCAAAUUCCCGUCCGAUUAUUUUCGCACGUUAAAAAAUAAAUACAACCUCACGUUGUGUCAAACAAAUGUACACUCUGCCCCUGAAACAUUAGUCAAAUUCAGAUCGUGUUCAAAUUGUUUUCGCAUUUUUCACACCGUAGCAAACAUUUUAAGAGGAGCCACCAUACUCCAUUUGUAUUGUUCAUAAGGGGCAAUUCACAUAUCGCGUCUUUUGUGCGCUCAAGUUCGUUAUUUCAAAUCUAGGCGGGCAGUAUGCACGCUUAUAAUGAAAGCGACGUGCUCGCAACACGCACGCGGUUCGAUGCGCUCGUUUUUUCCAGACGCGUUCGCACCGCAUCGAGUUAAAAACAUUUCAACUUUCUAGAAUGCCGCAAGCGCACCACAGGUCAUGUGACAAGAACCAACAGACGGUCGUGUUUUCCGCGCGGAUUUAGACGCGAAACGUGAACCGCCCCUAAAACUAGCUGUAGGGUAAUGCUAGUGGAUCGUUAACACUUCCUCAAAAAUUUUAUUUGACGCCAUUUGGUUAAAAGCAACUACAAGAAUGAAAUGUAGUUGUAAUUAGGUUAGCACAAUGAGUCAAAUUCCCGUCCGAUUAUUUUCGCACGUUAAAAAAUAAAUACAAACUCACGUUGUGUCAAUCAAAUGUACACACUGCCCCUGAAACAUUAGUCAAAUUCAGAUCGUGUUCAAAUUGUUUUCGCAUUUUUCACACCGUAGCAAACAUUUUAAGAGGAGCCACCAUACUCCAUUUGUAUUGUUCAUAAGGGGCAAUUCACAUAUCGCGUCUUUUGUGCGCUCAAGUUCGAUAUUUAAAAUGUAGGCGGGUUGUAUGCACGUUUAUAAUGAAAGCGACGUGCUCGCAACACGCGUGUCCGCACCGCAUCGAGUUAAAAACAUUUCUACUUUCUAGAAUGCCGCAAGCGCACCGCAGGUCAUGUGACAAGAACCAACAGACCGUCGGGUUUUCCGCGCAGAUUAGACGCGAAUGGUGAACCGCCCCUAACACUAGCUGUAAGGUAAUGCUAGUGGAUCAUGUUCAUAGUUAACUACGUAGUUAACACUUCCUCUCAAAUUGAAUUUGAUGCCAUUUGGUUAAAAGCAACUACAAGAAUGAAAUGUAGAUGUAAUUAGGUUAGCACAAUGAGUCAAAUUCCCGCACGUUAAAAAAUAAAUACAACUCACACUGUGUCAAACAAAUGUACACUCUGCCCCUGAAACAUUAGUCAAAUUCAGAUCGUGUUCAAAUUGUUUUCGCAUUUUUCACACCGUAGUAAACAUUUUAAGAGGAGCCACCAUACUCCAUUUGUAUUGUUCAUAAGGGGCAAUUCACAUAUCUCGUCUUUUGUGCGCUCAAGUUCAUUAUUUCAAAUGUAGGCACGCAGUAUGCACGCUUAUAAUGAAAGCGACGUGCUUGCAACACGCGCGUCCGCACCGCAUCGAGUUAAAAACAUUUCUACUUUCUAGAAUGCCGCAAGCGCACCGCAGGUCAUGUGACAAGAACCAACAGACCGUCGUGUUUUCCGCGCGGAUUUAGCCGUGAAACGUGAACCGUAAAACUAGCUGUAGGGUAAUAGUAGUGGAUCAUGUACUUAACUAUGUAGUUAACACUUCCUCUAAAAUUGAAUUUGACGCCAUUUGGUUGAAAGCAACUACAAGAAUGAAAUGUAGUUGUAAUUAGGUUAGCACAAUGAGUCAAAUUCCCGUCCGAUUAUUUUCGCACGUUAAAAAAUAAAUACAACCUCACGUUGUGUCAAUCAAAUGUACACACUGCCCCUGAAACAUUAGUCAAAAUCAGAUCGUGUUAAAUUUUUGUUUUUGCAUUUUUCACACCGUAACAAACAUUUUAAGAGGAGCCACCAUACUGCAUUUGUAUUGUUUCGCAAUUUAUUUUUUCGAAAAACAAAUGAAUUAUAAUAUGUAUCAAACUCUGUGUGCGCACAUUUUUAAAAUGACAAAUACGAAAAAUGCAUACAAUUGUUUUUUUGCACAAUCAGUGUGCAAAUAUCUUAAAUCUCCAACAUCGUUUGUUUACAUGCGUCACUUUGAUAUUUUGUAAUCUAAUGCGAUGACAUUGAAAUAUGUGUGAUCUAAGUGUCCAGAUCUGUCUUGGAUCGAUUGUAGCUUUGCUUCACUACACUACAUUGCAUUGCAUUGCAUUAUGGUUAAAGGCUUGUAGAAGAAAACCUCAAUCUUCCAUAAACGUCUUUUAUUUGCAUUCAGCUACACUGUAUUGUAUCGUUUUAUAUCAAUUAAAGUGGGAUUUCUAGUACAGGUAUCACUAUUUUAAACCAGAGUUACAUGUAAAUUAUCCAGUAUAAUAAACAAUAUAUUUAACCAUCUCUUAA
Messenger RNA from Misgurnus anguillicaudatus (oriental weatherfish), 8658 nucleotides. RefSeq names its product acid-sensing (proton-gated) ion channel 1c (gene asic1c). The record is from RefSeq and is a predicted model, not a curated record. Gene Ontology annotation, cellular component: plasma membrane. Gene Ontology annotation, molecular function: ligand-gated sodium channel activity; pH-gated monoatomic ion channel activity. Lineage: Eukaryota; Metazoa; Chordata; Actinopteri; Cypriniformes; Cobitidae. Gene Ontology annotation, biological process: sodium ion transmembrane transport.